CUGGGCCGGUCAUGUGAUCUCGGUGUGUUGUUCUGCCGUCAGUCUUAUACUUUGUCCCGUCGGCUCCGUGUUCCAGUAAGACUGUCGGGGAUAUGGAGCGCUCCGUGCCCGUUAUUGCCCUGUGCCUGCUGAGCUUGGGGCUCAUGCGAUCCGAAGGCUUUGAAGUUGAGAUUAAGGAUGCUUCCAAUCACACGUGUAUACGCGCCAGUUUGAUGGCGAACUUCACCGUACAGUAUGAAACAAACACAAGCACAUCUAAAAAGGCGAAUUUCUCGGCACCGCCGUCUGUAACCACGACCGGGAGUAGUUGUGACGGGGAAUCUCCUUUGCUGGUGGUACACUUUGGGGAUAGUCUGUCGUGGAGUCUGAACUUCACGAGAAACGACACUGUGUACAGCGGGAGCGUGCUCACCUUCACCUACAACACAAACGACACCACAUUCUUUCCAGACGCGCUCCCACAAGGAUUACUAAGUUCCAGCACAAAGUUCUUGGAUUCCAUCCCACUGAACCGCACUUAUAAAUGCAUCCACGAUGAGGUCCUAUCUUCUGGAAACGUCACCCAGCACAUAUGGAAUGUAACGUUACAAGCGUUUGUACAGAAUGAUACUUUUGGUCAAGAGGUCUCUUGUGAUGCUGAUAAACCAACACCUGCGCCAACACCUGUGCCAACACCUACACCAACACAUGCACCAACUACUACUCCUAAUGCCACAGUCCCUAUACCCACCUCCAAGCCUUUGGAUAAACCCUCCAUCGGUAACUAUUCGGUUUUUAAUACGUCUGGGAAAUGCCUCCUGGCUUCCAUGGGUCUGCAGCUGAACGCAUCUUCUCGUAUCGGCAGCGUGGGUGUAUACAAUAUUAACCCCAUCACUACAAAUGCAUCUGGAACCUGUGGAAAUGAAACCGCCACCUUGAAGCUCACCGAUACCAGUGUGGUGAUUGAAUUUUAUUUUGCGAUCAGAAAGAGCAAAUUUUACCUUCAGGAAGUUAACGUCACUCUGACAAAUGGUUCUGCAUCCUCAUCUGUAUUAAACCAAAACUUAAGUCUAUGGGAAGCUUCUGUAGGAAACUCUUACCUGUGCCGAAAAGAGCAGGUUAUUGUAGUGUCUGAGGACCUGCGCGUUAACACGUUUGAAGUGAGGGUCCAACCUUUUGGUGUACGUGAUGAAACAUAUGCAACAGCUGAAGAUUGCUUUGCAGAUCAGGACUUCACUGUGCCGAUAAUCGUGGGAGCUGCAUUGGGAGUCUUAGUAAUCCUAGUGAUGGUGGCCUAUUUCGUUGCUCGCAAGAGGAGUCUAUCAGCUGGAUAUGAACAUUUUUAAAAACUUCAAUGUGCAAACAAAAAAAGCUAUUUGUGUGACUUUAAUUUCUUAUUUUUAGGAUCAUGUAGUUUUUUUAUUUUUUAUUAUUCCAUAUGAAAAUUGUGCCUGUCUUAAUUGUCUAGAGGGGUUUUUAAAACCCGUAUAAUAAAAAUGAGACUGAUAUAAGCACAUUCGUUUUAUAAAACCCACUAUGUUGCUUUUUGUAUGCCACAUUCUAAAGGAAUAUUUUAGUAUUAAAACCUCUUCCAAAUGCACAUUUUUUAUGUCACUGCUCCCCACAUUAACAAACCUGUGCAUAGUAUUAGUUCUGUACCACUAUGUAUUUAAGGGACCUGCUGGAGUCCAGUUUGCAUAUACAUGACCCUUUGUUAUGAAAUUGUAUUUAUUGUAUGUACUAUGUAUGUAUACUAGUGUCUGUGUAUAUGUAUGUAAUUUGUAUACACACAAAAACCAAAGCUACUUAGACCCCUUGCCAAAUGUUCUCAUCUUACUAAAUUACGAAUGGCACAUUGACGU
Molecule: messenger RNA, 1841 nt
Organism: Spea bombifrons (plains spadefoot toad)
Lineage: Eukaryota; Metazoa; Chordata; Amphibia; Anura; Pelobatidae
Gene: LAMP2
Product: lysosomal associated membrane protein 2
Exons: 9
Coding region: 93-1325 (410 amino acids)
Cellular component (GO): membrane
Source: RefSeq, a predicted model, not a curated record